AUGGAAGAGCAAGCCAGAGGCUCUUCUGGCCCAGAGCCAAUUGCGAUCAUUGGCAUGGGCUGUCGCUUUGCAGGCGAAGCAUCUUCUGUUGAAGGAUUCUGGGACAUGCUGCGCCUGGGUCGAAGGGAGCAUGGGCGUGUUCCUGCUAGUCGUUAUCAAGCCUCAGCCUGGGAACAUCCCAGUCACGAGCGCAAAGGGGCUAUCAAUCACGACAGUGGCUUCUUUCUAGCCGAGGAUCCAUCCCGCUUUGAUGCACCCUUUUUCUCCAUCACGUCCAAGGAAGCUGCAGGCAUGGAUCCUGUUCAGCGCAUUCUGCUUGAAGUGGCGUAUGAAGCUUUUGAAAAUGGCGGCGUUCCGAUGGAAACCCUCCCUGGUAGUGCAACCGGCGUCUAUAGCGGAUGCAUGACCAAUGACUACGAGCUGCUUUCAACCCGAGAUAUCAUGGACAUGCCACAUAACUCAGCUACGGGUAAUGGGAGAACUAUGCUGGCUAACCGCCUUUCAUGGUUCUUCGAUCUUCGUGGUCCCAGCAUCAUGAUGGACACGGCUUGUUCAUCUAGCUUGACGGCACUGCAUUUGGCUACCCAGGCACUACGGGCAGGCGAAUGUAGCCAGGCGCUGGUGACCGGAGCAAGCCUGAUAUUGCAUCCGAAUUUUACCCAGCGGUUGUCGUAUAUGCAUAUGCUCAGUGCCGAUGGUAUCAGUCACUCUUUCGAUAGCAAAGCUAAUGGGUACGGUAGGGGUGAGGGAUUCGGCGCAAUCUUACUUAAACCCCUGUCCAAGGCUAUGGCAGACGGUGACACGAUUAGAGCAAUCGUUCGCGCUACUGGCUCUAAUCAGGAUGGACGUACCCCGGGAAUUACCAUGCCGAAUGCAACCGCCCAGGCUGAUUUGAUCAGAUCAACCUAUUCUCGAGCUGGAUUGUCGAUGGGAGAUACCUCAUACUUUGAAGCCCAUGGGACUGGGACAGCUAUUGGUGAUCCUACUGAACUGUCUGCUAUUGGAGCAAGCUUCGGAGCCGCGCGAACGCCAGGUGGUGAGCCAGUUUACGUCGGAUCCGUCAAAAGUAACCUAGGGCAUACCGAGGGUGCUGCGGGCGUGGCUAGUAUUAUCAAGGUGGUUCUUUGCUUAGAAAAGGGGAUGCUGGUUCCUAACGCAGGCUUCUCGAACCUGAACCCUAAGAUUCGACUGGAGGAAUGGGGCUUGCGCUUAAGCAACAGCACCACACCGUGGCCAUCUCAUUUGCCGCAACGUGCGAGCAUCAACUCUUUUGGCUUCGGUGGUGCCAACGCACAUGCCAUUCUCGAGAGCACAGCUCAGUACCUUGGUAAGACGCAAGCUCCGUCCGACUCUACCAUAGAAGGGAUACCCCAGGUCGUUGUGGUAUCUACGCAUGACCAGUCUGGGUUAGACCGUACGGCCGACAAAUGGACGAGUUUCCUUAAUCCGUGCGUCGAUGGUAAAAGAAAAGACAUUGCCUUGUUAGAUGUAGCACACACUAUGGCUACACGGCGAUCCCAGCUUCCGUUCCGCAGCUUUGCUGUGGUGAACUCACUAGCAGAGCUGCGAAAUGUGAUGGCCGCAGGCUUGCCCGCUUUCCCUCGGGCGAGCCGUAAGAACCAGACGCAUCUAGCAUUCGUUUUCACGGGCCAAGGUGCUCAAUGGCCACGCAUGGGUGUUCAGCUGCUGGCAAACCCAGUGUUUGCGGCCAGUAUGGAACGAAGUCAGCAGGUGCUGCAGAGCUUGGACUGCUCGUGGGAGUUGCUCGAGGAGAUCCGCGCAGGGGCGACAACAAGCCGUAUCAAUCGACCUGAUCGCAGUCAGCCUUCUUGCUGUGCUUUACAGGUGGCAUUGGUAGACAUGCUCCGCAGCUGGGGGGUAACUCCUAAGGCAGUAGUGGGCCAUUCCAGUGGUGAAGUCGGGGCUGCCUAUGCGGCCGGCUAUCUUACACAUGAGGAUGCCAUUCGAAUCACGUAUUUCCGUGGCGUGCUGUCUCAACGGAUUGCUGAGAGUGAAAGCCGCGGCGGUAUGCUCGCUGCCGGCAUCUCCGCCGUUGAUGCGCAGCAAUAUUUGCAGACCUUACCCCCGGAGUCCGUGGUGGUAGCCUGUGUGAACAGCCCAUCGAGUGUCACUCUUUCCGGCAAUAUAGAAGAAAUCAACCUGCUUGAGAAGCGCUUGCAAGCGGAUGGCUGUUUUGCGCGCAAGCUGUGCGUGGACACUGCUUACCACUCACCGCAUAUGAGAGCGUUGGCUGAUGACUAUAAGGCAGCCAUUGAAUCCAUUCAGCCAGUCGACAAGUACAAAGGCUCCAUAUCUAUGUUCUCAUCUGUCACAAAAGAGCUCUUGCAAGCAACGGAUGUAGACGCGUCAUACUGGGUGCGCAACCUCGUCAGCCCAGUCGAGUUUUCCGCGGCAGUGACCAAAGUCGUUACCAUGACCGAGGCUGGCAGAGGGCGAGGGAGACGACGAGUGGUCCCAGUCAAAUGGGCAGGCUUUUUGGAGAUUGGCCCACACGAAGCUCUUAAAGGGCCGUUCAACCAGACCCUGCAGGAAGCCAAUGCUGAUUUGGCUUCCACUCCUUACAGGAGUUUGGUGCUCCGCAGGCAGGAUUCUCGACAGACAGCCCUCCAAGUUGCCGGGCUCCUGUGGUGUUUGGGCUAUGCUAUCAACCUAGAUACAGCAAAUCAAAGCUUUCUGGAGAGCAGAAGGCCACAGGUGAGCCGAGACCUUCCAUCUUAUGCCUGGAAUCAUCAGUCCACCUUCUGGCACGAGCCAUUGGAAUCAGCCCGGCUGCGACAGCGCAAAGAACCUCGUCAUGACCUCCUCGGUAUGCCUUGGGACUACCAGAACGAGCUGGAGCCGCGGUGGCGUAACUUCCUGCGGGUGUCGGAACUGCCCUGGCUUGCGGACCAUGUGGUCGCUGGCUCUAUAGUAUAUCCAGCAGCAGGGAUGGUGUCCAUGGUCGCAGAGGCAGCCCGUCAGCUUGCAGACACUACGAAGUGGUUAGAGGGGAUUGAGUUUUACGAUUUGGACUUUUUCCGGGGAGUUGUAAUUCCUCCAGACGAACGGGGCCUGGAAAUAGUUCUCCAUGUCGCGCCGCAUCACGGCAUGAAUGGAUGGUACGAAUUCGGCAUCUUCUCCUUGCCCGAGAACUCCUCCUGGGUUCAGCAUGCGAAAGGUGCUUUUGCUCCACAGUAUGCUGAUGAGGAUGGAGUUGGAUGUGCUGCAGACUGGCAAUGCACUGUACAACGGGUGCGACAGACGCAGGCUUUGGCAAAGAAGGCUGAGAUCGAGGCCGUCUAUGAAUGGCUGUCAGAAACGGGCGGCGUCACUUUGGGGCCGACCUUCCGGUCCAUGGCUGGUGUAGCUUUUGACUCGGAGUCUCGUCUGUACGUUACUGGAGUUGCACCGAACACUAAGCAGACGAUGCCAUAUGAGCGUGAAUCUCCAUGUCUUGUCCAUCCCACCUCUCUGGACAGUCUCUUCCAGGCUGCUGUGGUGUCAUGCUCAGAUGCCCUGUCCAAUCACAAUGCCAAUAUCCCCGUGGGUGUAGAGCGCCUUUAUCUCUCGACGGCCUUCUCCUUGCAGCCUGGUGACCGAUUCGAUGUCCAUGUCGAGACACGCUAUGAGAACGGCGUGUCAUUCACGGAGUCGAUCGCUUCGGACCCAUCCUGGCAGCAGCCUGGAGUGGUUCUGCAAGGGGUGCGAUUAGGUCGCGUGCCUACGCGGUCCGGCAUCUCGACCAAAGAGGAGAUCCAGCAAAGCCGAUUCUCGACACUUCAUUGGGCUGAGCACGUGGAUUCUUUCGGUGGUCUAGAAGGCCGUUGCUCCGGUGAUCUGCAGUGCUGGCUUGGCCGGGUCUGCCACACUCAUGGAGAUGCUUGUGUCCUUGUGGUGACUACCAAAGACAUAGGUCAGGUAGUUGAAGCUCUCAAGAAAUAUGCGCCAAAACGCAGUCAUCGACCUCGACUCCAAAAGCUCACCAUUGUGCUAUCUGACCCUGACACAGAGGCAUCAACGAACCAGGUUAAGGUCAUUAAAGAAUCCCUAGAUGGGUGUCAGGUUCUGCCAGUUGCCUCAUUGAAGGAUAUAGGCACGGACUUGCUGGGCGAAACCGCCUAUGAUGCGAUCAUUGUUGAUCAUCCCGAUGUCUGGAGUGGAGACAAUGCAAAAGCAUUUUUCAACACUUUGCUUUCGAUUACUAGGCCUGAUUCUUGGAUUGCCGCUCGAGCGACUGCUGAAAACCACGAUGCGGCCAUUCGCAAUGCGGGCCAUGCGGACUGGGAAGUACAGGGCUCGAUUGAGCAGCCUGGGUAUCUUCUCAUCCGUCGUCAACUUGCUCCGAUUGAGUUGGAUCCCACUAUCUACAUACUAAGCAGCGCAGCGGCUGAGUCGGUCGGUUCUCUCUUGUAUGAGCUGGAUGGUGUCGUAAGCAAGCUCGGUUCUAAGAUUGAGCUGGUGGAUGUCGAUAAAGCUCCCGAUCUAAAGGAGAAAAUGAUCAUCUCACUGCUCGAGUUAGAUCGUCCAUGGACAGUGAAUUGGACGCCCGAUGAGAUAUCACGCUUUCAGUCGCUGUUACAGGCAAAGUGUCUCCUCUGGAUUUCACAGUGCCCGGGGCAUGAGGCGUCCGGCUAUGCAGGCUUCGGGGCUACGACUGGGCUUUUGCGGACCGUACGCAAUGAAAAUCCCCAUACCGUGCUGCCUCAAUUACUUGUGUCCGGAAAGGAUAAGGAUCCUCACAAUUUGGCGCGCAGUAUCGCACACGUGUUGCAGCUAACAUUGAAACCUCGGUCACGGCCACACGACUGGGAGUUCUAUAUGCAAGACAAUUGUCUGCUUGUGCCGCGGGCUAUCACGGCUCGUGCAGUAGAUGAGAGCAUGGAUGCUCUCUUACAUGGCCCGCGCCCUACGCUAGCAGAGCUCGCGCAGGACUCGAGACCGCUGCGCCUCUGCACUAAGUCGCAGGAUAUCAGUGACGCCCGGUGGGAGCUGGAUGAACCGUUGAAUUCGGCCUUACCCGAUGAUUUAGUUGAGGUGCAGCUACAUAAGGUGUCCAUCACUGAGCCCGCCAGUAAGAGCGGUCUCUCUCCGGAGGCGCGUAUUGCGGCCAUAGAAGCAGUCGGAAUUGUUCGCCAGGUUGGAUCGUCUAUUGGCUCAGAAUUCCAAGUGGGAGACGAAGUCUUGUGUGCCAUACCCAGUGAUGCGUGGCCCAGUGCUUUAACUACCCAUCAGAGCCAGACACAAUCAGUGUCCAUGCCGGUGGCUUUUGCAGGUGCCUACACCAGCCUCUUCGGCAGCUCCGGAGCUUCUGCUUCAUCUGUUCUCAUAGUUGGCUCCGUUAGCCAGACCCUGCGAGCCACGGUUGACUGUGCUCUGGCUGCGGGUAUGCAGGUGUACGUGGCAAUCGAUGGCGAGAAUGGGGUUAAUGAGAUGCGCUCUAAAUAUGUAGGAUUGCAUGAGAGAAUCAUUCCUAUUCACAGGGAGCUUGACACAACAGUCAAACGGCUGACUGGGGGCAAAGGAGUGGAGCUGAGCGUUUGCUGUCUAGGAGGUUCUGUCAGUCGACUUGCAGCGCGUUGCUUGGCCUACAGCGGCCGGUUGGUCGAUCUCAGUGAGGAGCUGAACCUGGCUGCCCUGCCUCAGACGUUCGUUGACCGUGGGUGCACUGUCAGCUCCGUACGGUUAUCAAAGAUGCUCCGCGAAGCCCCCCGUCAGCUGCAGGCCAACUUCCAUCGCGCAGUGGAUCUUCUCGGAUCAGACGCCCUCGCCAGCGUUCAGGCUUAUCAAUCCUUCCCUGUUUCUCAGGUUAGAGAUGCCGUUGCUCAUGCGCGAGACAGCGGUACCCGUGCGAUUGUCGAUCUCCAGGCUCCGGGUCAGGUGCCAAUUGUGCCAGCCCUCCCAGAUCCUGCCUCUCUGCCUGCGAAGAAUACCUACAUCCUGGUCGGUGGACUGGGCACUCUCGGGAUUGCACUAGCCAAUACGCUUGUUGACUGCGGAGCCCGUCAUUUUGUCUUCUUGAGCCGCUCUGGGGCUGUUCGGGAGACACAGCAAACUGCGCUGAAAGAGCUUCAAGACCGAGGUGCGCGUACUGAUGUCGUGCGCUGUGACGCGACCUGUCAAGAGGAUGUGGAAAGUCUGUUGACCCGAGCUGAAAAAAGUCGCUGGCGUGUUCGUGGUAUCGUGCAAUGUGCAACUGUUCUGAAGGACGGCAUGUUCGAGCACAUGGACUUCGACGCGUGGAAGCAAUCUACCGAGCCCAAAAUCCAGGGGACAUGGAACCUCCACGAGGCGUUUUACUCCACCCCGCUAGACUUCUUCGUGACUCUAUCAUCCAUAUCCAGCAUAAUCGGAAACAUUGGCCAGGCCAACUACGCAGCCGGCAACGGGUACAUGGACGCUCUGAUGACCUGGCGACGCAAGCACCACCUACCAGGACAUAGUAUCAACAUUGGCCUAGUCCCAGACGCCAGCGGAGUGGGCGACGUAGCCGAAACACCCGAGCAGCGACGCCAGCGAUACCGACACAUAGAGGGUACAGAGAUUCUGCAGCAUGAGGUUCAAACUCUACUGCGGGUGAUAGUCCAGAAGAUCACCCCAGUCCCAGCACAAAUUAUCGCCGGACUGACGGACACCCUACCGCGAACCGAUGGGGCAGCUUCCUGGCAAUUCGAUCGCAAGUUCGAUCACCGGAUACAAGUUGUUGCUGAUGAGGAUGCAGGAGCUGGCGUGGUUAAGACCAGCACGUUGCUGAAGAAGGCGGAGUCGGUGGACGAGGCGGUGCGCGUCGUGAAUCAGGCGCUGCAGGAGUAUUUGGCCAGAGCGAUGGCGUCGUCGGCGGAGGCUAUUGAUUUGGAGUUGCCUUUUUCGGCGUUGGGUGUUGACUCGCUCAAAGCCGCGGAGGUACAGAACUGGGUCAGUCGCGAGAUGGGCGCAGAGUUGUCCUCGUUUGAGUUUAUCGGGGCACAGCCGGUGAGGGUGUUGGCGGAGAAGAUUGCGACGUUGAGUUCGUUUGUUGUCGCUACGUAG
Messenger RNA from Aspergillus niger, 7026 nucleotides. RefSeq lists its product as uncharacterized. The transcript has 9 exons. NCBI's taxonomy places the organism in Eukaryota, Fungi, Ascomycota, Eurotiomycetes, Eurotiales, Aspergillaceae. The record is from RefSeq and is a predicted model, not a curated record. Gene Ontology annotation, molecular function: 3-oxoacyl-[acyl-carrier-protein] synthase activity; fatty acid synthase activity; phosphopantetheine binding. Gene Ontology annotation, biological process: fatty acid biosynthetic process; secondary metabolite biosynthetic process. Bases 1 to 7026 code for a protein of 2341 amino acids.